Messenger RNA from Penicillium cosmopolitanum, 1779 nucleotides. RefSeq lists its product as uncharacterized. Lineage: Eukaryota; Fungi; Ascomycota; Eurotiomycetes; Eurotiales; Aspergillaceae. Gene Ontology annotation, biological process: nuclear-transcribed mRNA catabolic process, nonsense-mediated decay. The transcript has a single exon. The record is from RefSeq and is a predicted model, not a curated record. Gene Ontology annotation, molecular function: protein binding; telomeric repeat DNA binding; telomerase RNA binding. The coding region runs from base 1 to 1779 and encodes 592 amino acids. Gene Ontology annotation, cellular component: telomerase holoenzyme complex.
AUGGUCAUAAAUGAGUUUCUACCACUAGUGGAAGACAAAAGGCAUUCUUUGGGGUAUGGAUUUCCUGUGCCGAAUCAAUUUAAGGACAGUCAACCGAAGGGUGAGACGCAUUAUGACAUGGUGAAACAAUUGAAGACUAACCCAAUCACCCAUGAGCAAUUGGUCCCUGAGGUGCGGGGCAUCUAUAGAGGCCUUGCAAUGGUCGAAGAAAAGUGCAUCAAAUUAGACAAGGAGCAAUCUGAGUCAAAGGAGGAUCUGACGCCGGUUCAAUGGCAGGCUCUGAUCUCUAUACAUAGCACGUUACUUCAUGAGCAUCACGACUUUUUUCUCUCCUCGCAACAUCCUGUCGCUAAAAGUGAGCUUACGGAGCUCGCCGAAAAAUACUCAAUGCCAGCUCGCAUGUGGCGAUAUGGAAUCCAUUCUCUACUCGAAUUACUACGACAUAAGCUCCCCGGGUCUUUGGAAUACAUGCUGCAUUUCAUAUACAUCGCCUAUAGCAUGGUCACCUUGUUAUUGGAGAACAUCCCAUAUUUCAGGGAGACGUGGAUUGAAUGCCUAGGGGACUUGGCACGGUAUCGUAUGGCUAUUGAAGAAUCGGACAUGAGGGAUCGGGAGGUCUGGGCAACAGUUUCACAAUAUUGGUACAAUCAAGAAGCAGACCUAAGUCAUGAUGUUGGGCGCGUUCAGCAUCAUCUUGCAGUGCUUGCUCGUCCUGAUGCUCUGGCGCAGCUUUUCUACUACACCAAGGCUUUGCUCUGUCGUCGCCCAUUUCACAAUGCUCGUGAAAGUAUCGCGCUUCUCUUCAAUUCCACCCGCGAGCAACAACGACAAGAAUCAAUGCCUGCGGCCCUAAUCGCUACACACGGCGUUCUAUUCCAUAAAAACGCUUCUGCAGAAUUCACAGUCCUCGCAAACAACUAUCUGUCUCUUCUGCGAAAAGAGAUCCCUCAGCUUGAUACACAGGGACAGGGAGGCGCCUUCGUGAUGUCCAGUAACUUUGCGGCGGUUUUUCAAUAUGGCGAACCGGAGAAUGACCUAGCGUUAGAAUUCCCACAGCAGAAGACUCAGGCCACAGCCGAGGAAGCAUAUCAAUUGGCGCUUCGAUGGACCACUCCCGCGUCUUUUGACGACGCUAGCUCCGAAUUGAUACCCAACCCGGUCGAAAUCACGUCUAAGAUAUCCUCUCCAGUUGCUUUCAAUGGAAGUGCUCUCACUUUCCAUUCCAUGGCUGUCUUUCUGGAUCAUUUAGGAGACCCCAAUUCCUACGCAGGCAUUCACACUGGCUUAUCGUUUGUUUGGUCUUUAGCCAUCCAUCCACUUGCGAUGGAAAAGCUUGAACCAAUGAUUCCAUGGUUAAAAAUCAUCAGAUUUCUGAACAUACUACUCCGUCUGGAGACAAAUUUUGAAAUGAUUGAAGGACCAUCCCAUCCCAGAUUUUCUAGGGAAAACGAGAACAUAAGGAGACGAAAUAGUAUUAGGAUAGAGAGGGAAAGUACGACUGAGAAAGGCAGUGAGAAACAGGAUGAAAGGUUGGAGCCAGAGAUUCCAGAUCACCUGCCUGAGGAUUUCUUAAUCCGCGGUCAGGUGUGGAGUGAAUUAUAUUAUUCUGAGGGAUUUUUUGAAGGAGGACCUUUAGAGCAUGACAGAUCUUUCGUUGAACCACAGCUGCUGGAAUUCGUGAGACAGCAUCGAUGUCUUUGGCUAGGUGUCCGACUAUCAACGGUUUGUCGCAAUUCUCUAUGCUCACUAUUUGACGGUAAAAGAACAACAAUGAGCUGA